AUGUUCGACUACUCAGAGAUCAAGUCGGUCUGGUCGAGCAAGGCGCUGGCGACGCUUCCUGGGUUUGAAAAUGACAUGCGCUACCUAGAAUUCUACUAUCAUUGUGUGGGACCGAAACUUUCCGGUAGAUUCGACACUGAGUUCUGGUCACGCACGAUUCUACAGAUGGCACACGCCGAGCAUGCUGUUCGCAGUGCUCUGAUAGCCUUGAGUCAUUUGAAUCAGCAUCAAAGCGGCACUCUGCAGCAUGCUCGUCGGUCUGCGCUUGAUGGAAAGCAGUAUGAUCGCAUGCCAUUUUGGCUGAACUACAACAAAGCGAUCAGACUGCUUGUGGAGCACAUGUCUAAGCCGACCUAUUCAGCCGAGCAGGGAUUGGUCUGUUGCCUACUUUUCGCAUGCAUUGAGUUUCUGCAGGCUGAUGCAAAUGUCGCUUUCACUCACAUCAGGAGCGGACUGAACAUCGUUCACGAGUUGCGACAGCGAAAGCUCGUAGGCUCCGCUACCAAAUCUGCUGAAACCGGCCAGGACAGUGUCAACGCCCGCUCGAACAUGGUCGAGCAGGUGCUGGUCCCAAUCCUUACUCAAGCUCUUGCAUCUGCUCUCCCCUACGGUGCGAGUCUCGCCAAAGACUUUGCAUUCCUGGACUCAUGCCCACAGUACUUCACGGGGAGGUCAUUUUCAAGUCUAGACGAUGCAAGGUCUUCAUUCUUUGACCUGCGAAAUGCAGCCUUCACGAUCGCACGGGACAUGGCGAUCAAGCUCUACGGAUCGCUGUCCUUCACCCAGGCAGAUCACAAGCGCCGAAAUGACCUUCUGAAGCGUCACCGUGACUGGCUAGAGGCUCUGAAAGCAUUCGAGAGCUCACAAACAAUUCCAGCAGCAGAUACGCUUUCACUCAGUGCACUUAGGCUCGGCUAUUGUGCAAGCUACAGUGCGUGCGCAUGCAUCAUGGACAAAACUCAGAUGUCGUACGACGCCCAUCUUGAAAGCUAUCACGAUAUCAACCGACACGCUAGCUUCUUGAUCCAUUCGCUUGAGGUUGGUACUUCUAGGGAGCAAAAUUGCGCGCUUACUCCCUCUGCCAACUUUACGUUCGACACCUCCCUUAUCCCAGCUUUGUUCUACCUUGCCAUACGCUGUCGCUGUCCCAUCACACGUCGCACGGCCAUCAAAUUACUGGCCAAGGACCUGCCUCGCGAAGGGCUUUGGGAUGCCGAACAGCAUCGCAUUGUGGCCGAGCGAGUAGUCGAGAUCGAGGAGAUGGAGGUCGGCGCAAACGGAUGGCCCACAGGGGUAUCUAGACUGUGCACAAGCCGUGUUGGGACCGAGGUUGAUUGGAACAACGGCUUCCAGGCAAGCUUCCUGUACACAAAAGAUAUCGACCUAGCGGCGCAAAAAUCUUGGAGCGAGCGACUCGUCCUGGGUGAGAGUGUUAAGAGAACGCUCGCUCCCUUUGCGCCUACACAAGAGUGA
Messenger RNA from Didymella exigua CBS 183.55, 1473 nucleotides. RefSeq lists its product as uncharacterized. The coding region runs from base 1 to 1473 and encodes 490 amino acids. The record is from RefSeq and is a predicted model, not a curated record. Lineage: Eukaryota; Fungi; Ascomycota; Dothideomycetes; Pleosporales; Didymellaceae. The transcript has a single exon.